This is a messenger RNA of Naumovozyma dairenensis CBS 421, 1938 nucleotides long. RefSeq lists its product as uncharacterized. Gene Ontology annotation, molecular function: ribonuclease III activity; double-stranded RNA binding. Gene Ontology annotation, cellular component: nucleus. The coding region runs from base 1 to 1938 and encodes 645 amino acids. NCBI's taxonomy places the organism in Eukaryota, Fungi, Ascomycota, Saccharomycetes, Saccharomycetales, Saccharomycetaceae. The transcript has a single exon. The record is from RefSeq and is a predicted model, not a curated record. Gene Ontology annotation, biological process: regulation of gene expression; rRNA processing.
AUGGACACCAAUUUGAUACCUUUAGAUAGUCCUUAUGAAGAAAAGGAUGCUAGAAAUUUGAGAAAUUUUUAUAAACUUCAAAAUGCAUGUGCUACUCUGAAUGAAUCCAUUAAAGUUAUCUAUGAAUAUUCUCCAUCAUUUGAAGAAAGAGAAUAUAUGACAAGGAAUGGUAAUCCCUUAGAACAAACCAUUGCCAACAGUCCUGCCGUGCAUGUAGCAAAUUACUUAACAAACAUGCGAAAUUCAUUUGAUUUGGAAGCUAUUUUCAAAGCUCAUCAUUUCGAAAAUGGUAAAUCUCCUGUCGAUAAAUUUAUUUCAUAUCCGGUUUGUACUGAUCCUAAUUUAGAACAUUUAGCAUUCAUUCAUAAAAGUUUACCAAACAUGAACGUCAGAUUAACGGAAUUACAGAAGACUAUCAUGAGUAAUGAACGUCUUGAAUUUUUAGGUGAUAGUUGGUUGGGUGCCUUCAUUGCAUUUAUCAUAUAUAAAAAAUAUCCGUACGCUAAUGAAGGUGCUUUAUCUAAAAUGAAAGAUGCAAUUGUAAAUAAUAACAAUCUCGAAAAACUAAGUGAAAAAUUAGGGUUUAAAGAACGUUUAAAGGAAAAUAUCCCACGUUCCUCUAUGAAGAUUAAAGAUAGAUUGACCAAACAUUAUGCGGAUUGCGUGGAAGCAUAUAUUGGAGCUUUAGUCGUUGAUAGGUUUGCCACAGAAUUUAAAGAUGUUUCAGAUUGGCUUGAAGAACUUUCUACUGAACAUUUUGAAAACUUAGGACCAUUAAUGUUCAGAGAACCUUUAAACAGGAAUGCAAAAGGUGAAUUGGGUGAGCUAUUACAAUUUAAUAAUAUUGGAGCCAAAAUUAAUUACACAAAGCUUACUGAAAACUCGCCAUUUAGCGUUGAAGUUUAUUUAGGUGACAUUUUCUUGGGUAAAGGUGACGGACCUAACAUCAGAGAAGCUGAACAAAGAGCUGCUAUGGCAGCCUUGGCUGAUCAUGCAUUAAUACAGAAAUAUUCCUCCUAUGAUAUAGAAGUAGACAAGAAAUACCUUGGCGGUUCAAAUGCUUCUAAUCCUGCCUUGUCUACUGAUUCCCCUAUCGAUAUAACAGAGGUUGAUAAUGAUAAUCGACUAGAAACUUCUGUAAAAGAUGUAGAAUCAAUUCAAGAACAUGAGUACAUGAUACCAAACCAACUUAAUAAUUCAUAUGAACCAUAUGCUGCUAUGACAUCACAAAAACAUCAUUUGACUCCUUUAGAAAAACAAUCUCAAGAAGUUAACAAAAAGCCCCAGGAGUUUACUCUACCUGUAGAUAAUCAACCUCAGGUGGAAGCAGCUCCUCUUCCUCCUGUUACAUCUUCUAAUGUAGACCAGAUUAUGGCUGAGGUAAUGCAAAAAAUGAGCACAAUGAUGACAUCAAUGGUAAGUGAAACAGUGUCAGAAGUAUUGAAGAAAUCAAUGCCGGUGGCAUCUAAACCAACGUUGCCUUCUUUAUCUCCUUUAGCUAUCCCCACUGCCAACGCUGAUUCACAACUUCAUAAAGCACAUCUUCCAUCAAAAGCUACCACAGGUAUAUUGCCACCACCACCCAUGGGGACAACUCCUCUAGUUCCAAAACCAUCUUCGAUUGGUAACGGUAUCGUCCCCCCACCUCCUGGCAUGGCACCUUUACCUCAACAAACUCCAAUGCACUUCCAUGCCAACCGAACCAGUGGAGCAUCGUCAUUUUCAUCAUCUGCUCCUGGCAAUCGUAAUGAAAGCUAUGAUAAAGAAGCAUCAGGUAAAUUAUAUGCUAUGUUAGGUAAAAUAGGACUUUAUCCUGAAUAUAUUAUCGAACAACUAUCUAUAGAUCAUUUUGUUGCUACAUGUAACCUCAAAGGAUUAGGGAUCCAUCUUGGUACAGGGGAAGGAAGAAGUAAAAAUUUCCCAACAUAUUGCUGCUGA